GCAUGCGCACUUUACGCCUGCAUUUCACAUACUUGCUUUCCACGCGUUAAAGAUUCACGCUUUGGGAAAAGUGAGAUUUAAAGUCAGAAAUAGUUUAAAUAUAAGAUUCCAUCAGUAUGGGAGGCCAGGCUAAGGGCAAAAAGAAAACCAAGCCGAAGAAGAAAGAAAACCGUCCAAACAGGGGAGAUCUAGGAUUUGCUAAUCUGACACCUCAGGAAAGGAUGAAAGUAAGAAUGCAUGAAAAAGCCAAGAAGAAGACAGCUGAGAAGUACUCAGUACAGCAACUCCUCGAAAAGACAGAAGAAUGCAUGGACAGUUUUGACUUCGAGAUGGCCGGUCUCUUCUGUCAGCGAGCCCUGGAUGUGGAGUCCACCAACCUGCAGGCUCUAGACAUGCUGGGACACAUUUACUCUGAGUUAGGAGACACACAGAAAGCUAAAGGAGCUUUUCUGCGUGCAGUGGAGCUGAGCCCGGAGGACGGCCACAGCAAGUACAUGUACCUGGGACAGAUCCACACUGGCAAAGAGGCUGUGGACUACUACACCAGGGGAAUCCAGGUUCUGCUGUCUGCACUGGAGAAACAAGAGACAACAACUCCUGCAGGAGCUGCUGCCCUCCCAGAUGAGAACUCCGAGCUCCCGACAGCGAAGGACGUCAGCGUCGCCUACUGCUCCAUCGCUGAGAUUUACUUAACGGACCUCUGCAUGGAGGAGGGAGCUGCGGACAAGUGCAGGGAGUUCAUUGAGAGAGCAUUACAGUAUCACCAUGACAACCCCGAGGCUCUCCAGCUUAUGGCCAGUUACCUGUUCAGCACGGAGAGAAACCAGGAAGGCAAAGAAUACCUGUUGAAGAGUGUUGGAAUGUGGCUUCCUGCGCAGAAACAGAGCGCAGCUUCUUCCACCACAGAAGAAGACGUACAGAAUGACAUCCCACCUUACGAGUCUCGCAUCACCACCUCCAAACUGCUCAUAGAGUCAGAGGAAUACGAGACGGCUGUAGAUGUGUUGGAGGGUCUUCUGGAGGAGGAUGAUGAAGUUGUCCAGGUGUGGUAUCUCUCCGGCUGGGUUUGUUACCUCCAGUGGGAAAAAGCGAAGGAGCAGCAAGAAAGAGAAGGAAGAGAAGUGACGGAGGAGGAGAAGGAGGAGUGGAAGGCGUUGACAGAGGCGGCCAGAUCGUACCUGACGAAUGCUAAGAAGCUGUACAGUAAGCUUCGGUGUGAUGACCAGCCGAUGUUGGAGCAUGUGGAGCAGCUACUGGGCGAACUGGGAGGCGAGAUGGAGGGAGAGGAGGGAGAACCAGACCUGGAUGAAGACUAUGAACCCUGUAGCGAUGAGGACGAAGCAGAGGCACCCAUGGAACACUGAUCACACCUCCUUAGUCUGAUUUUUUCCCCCCAUCGUGCUUCCCCCGUAUUUCUUGUGGGCUCUCUAAAGUGCCUUUUUUUGAAUGGUUUUCCUUUCACACCUGCUUAUCAAAGAUUAAAUUUGAAUUCCACUGAUAUGCACAAAGAAGAGUGGCAUUAAAAGCUGCAGUCUACUCAGUCUCUUUCAGUCAGUUGUUUAAUGCUUUUGCUAAAAUAAGUGCAUACUUGAGUAAUGCCUCGCUUAAUCUCCUUGACAGAUGUUGAUGAAAGAAAUUAGUUUUAGAGCUUUACUUCUCACCAGCAGCAGAAGCAAAACACCUUUGAAUGCUUUUUCCUCUUGUUCACACCCACGCGUGGUUUCUACAGGCAGGCAUACACGACACAUGCGCACAGCCAAAACAAAAACACACAAAAGCAGCAUGUUAAUUACUUCAGCUCAGCGGCAGCACCAGUGUUUCCUUCUUCAAAACUGAAUCAUCUUAUGUGAGCAUUAUUCAAAAACCUGUCCACCGACAAAUGCUGCCUUUAAAUGACAUUCUAAUAUCCCAAGCCUAUGUGCAACGCUUGAAUUCUUAUGUGAUUCUGUUUAUUCUCCCUCUUCAGUUGUUUUUUUUUUUUUUUUACUUUUUGGUUACUUAUUGGGUUCACAGAGACACAGUAGAAAGAACUUGACAUUAACUUAAGCAGAACGCGUUUCUGUCUCUGCUAAACUGUUCAGAGUGACUUGCAUAAAACCUUCUAGAGAGGAGAAACGGGACAGAACUAGUUUUCAAGCUGCACCGUGCAUGGGUUAGUGUGGCGGCGUGGCACAAUAGCGGACAGAUGCUUUUCACUUUUAUUUAUAGAUUUUUUUCUUAAAUUGAAUACAGCAAGGUGAAGAGAGAGUUUGUAUAUGUGAAUGGUAGACAGAUGUUGCUGUUGUUUGUGAACAAAGAUAAGUAUUUGACCAGG
Molecule: messenger RNA, 2314 nt
Organism: Amphiprion ocellaris (clown anemonefish)
Lineage: Eukaryota; Metazoa; Chordata; Actinopteri; Pomacentridae
Exons: 11
Coding region: 117-1364 (415 amino acids)
Biological process (GO): cell division
Molecular function (GO): protein binding
Source: RefSeq, a predicted model, not a curated record